Messenger RNA from Daldinia vernicosa, 556 nucleotides. RefSeq lists its product as uncharacterized. The record is from RefSeq and is a predicted model, not a curated record. The coding region runs from base 65 to 391 and encodes 108 amino acids. NCBI's taxonomy places the organism in Eukaryota, Fungi, Ascomycota, Sordariomycetes, Xylariales, Hypoxylaceae. The transcript has 2 exons.
CACAUCUACAUUACAUCUACAUCUCCAUCUCAUAUCCCAAACUCACUCACCACCAUCCACAACCAUGGUCUACACAAUAGUCGUACACCUCCGCGCCAAGCCCGGCGCCGAUAACAUCGCUAAGCUGCACGCCAAGCUCAACGAGGCCUCCGCCAUCUACUCCAAAGACCGGGAGACCAUAUCUUGGUUCGUCAUGCAAUCGAUCAACGACCCUCAAGAAUUCACCAUCGUGGAGCGCUUCGAAAACGAGGCGAGCCAGAAGUACCACCUGGAGAACCCGUACUGGAAGACCUUCGACCCCUUCGUGGUGCCUCUACUGGAGAAGCCCAUGGACUUGCGACGCCACGAGGAGUUGUUUUCUAAGCCUGGCGAGGAGGCUUUGCUGAAAUAAAUGACCUAAUGGUCAUUCAUCGUGAAGCGGACUCGUUACUUAUGGCUGCGCUAUAGGUGGUUUUCAUGUUUGCUUCACAUGGGAGUGAGAUGGAUGAGACAUCAUCAUGUAUCUCAUUUAAGCUAAUAUUAUAUCACUUAUAUAGACGGCUUACUGAACGGGGUA